AGGGGCUUGAAUCACUUUCAGACUUAUCCACUCACAGCCAGCGGAAGGGGGAAUGGCAUGGAGGCAUGGAGCAACCUGCAUGGAGGGCAUGCAAAUCUCGAGAUGGAUCUGAUCUGACCCUCUUUUCCUUCUUCGUCGUCUUCUUCUUCUUCUCCUUCUUCUCCUCCUCUGAUAUACAUAUCCGCCUCACACCCUUCCUCUCACAUUCUUUGUUACUUUUCUGUUCGUUUGGUAGUGUUGUGUGUCUAGUUUUCUAUUCUCUUCUUCUUCUUCUUCUUCUUCUUCUUCGUCUGAUCUCCCCGCUGGUUCGAUUUCUUUCGUUGUCUUUGUUGUAGCUGUGUCUAUAAGGUACUAUACAUAUCCGAUCAGUCACUAUGUUUUCCAACCGACUAUCCACCGUCACGGUGGUGCUCGCACUCUUUUUCACUCUUUUCGUCACACUCGCUCAAUCGACACCGACACCCAGAGGAGGAGAGAGGGUGAAGGGCCUCGGAGUCCCCAUCAAUAAUGCAGACGCUUCCGACAUCAUCGCCAACAAGUACAUUGUGGUUUACAACAAUACCGCUAGCGAUGAGGAGAUCGAGACCUGCAGAGCCACCAUUGCUACUGCUAUGAAGAAGCGUAGCGUUCAGCGUGGUUUGGAUGGACGGACGCUCUCGAGCCAUAUCGAACCAUUUUCCAUGGAGGGAUGGAGGGGGUCGAUUCUCGAGGCCGAGGAUGCUAUGAUGUUGGAGAUUGCGGAUAUGUCACACGUUUCUUACAUCGAGGCCGACACAAAGGUCAAAAUCAACGCUCUGGUAUCGCAACCAGCUGCUCCAGCUGGACUGAGGCGCAUUUCGCAUGCCGCGGCGGGUGAGACAGGUUAUAUUUUCGACAACACUUCCGGAGCUGGUAUUACGGCAUAUAUUGUCGACACAGGGAUCCGCACCACACAUGAGGAAUAUGGAGGACGUGCUAUCUGGGGAGGAAACUUUGUCAACAACGUCAACACAGAUGAGAACGGACAUGGGAGUCACGUCGCAGGCACAGUUGGAGGAGCCACUUUCGGCGUAGCAAAGCAAGUCGAGCUGGUAGCCGUCAAGACUCUCGAUGCAGAGGGAGCUGGUUCAAACUCCGGCGUCAUUGCAGGUCUUCAAUUCGGUAUGCUCUCUCUCCCUUCCCUCAUUUCUCCUCCCAAAUCACAUCCGUAUCCCAAACCCCAAAGUCCCAAUUCCAAUUCCAACCCAACACAAAUUGUCAGGACACAGCUAAUUUCUCCCCCACAGUCCUCAACAACGCCACCGCCCGCGGCCUCGCCGGUAAAGCCGUAAUGAACAUGUCCAUCGGCGGCUCCAAGUCCGCCGCCCUCAACUCCGCCGUCGCAGCACUCACCCGCGCCGGCGUGACCGUCGUCGUCGCAGCCGGAAACGAGAACCAGGACGCCGCCAACGUAUCACCCGCCUCGGCCCCAACCGCCAUCACUGUCGGCGCCGUGGACGCCAACGACGCCAAGGCAUCCUUCUCGAAUUUCGGUCCUGAUGUGGAUAUUUUUGCUUCGGGCGUCAAGGUGCAGAGUGUGGGCAUUACGAGCGAUACUGCUAGUGCGGUGUUGAGUGGGACGAGUAUGGGUAUGUUUUUCUCUUCCUUUCCUUUCCUUUCCUCUCCUUUGCUUUUCCUCUCCUCCUUCCUCUCCCUCUCGCCCUCUCCUUUUGCAAGUCCAAAUGAGUUGAAAUAAAAAUCCCAAUCUAACAAUCCCAACCAGCAUCCCCCCACGUCGCCGGCCUCGCAGCCUACCUCAUGGCCCUCGAGGGGAUCACCGUCCCCGCCGAGGUCGCCGCCCGCAUGAAGGCCCUCGCCCAAUCAACAGGCGCCAGCGUCACUGGCGCUAAUGCGGAGACGACGAAGCUUAUUGCGAAUAAUGGGAAUGGAUUCUAAGCUUCUUUAUUAAGAAAAUCCAGGUCUUGCUGAUGCGGGAUACUGUUGCGUUGUGGUGCUGUGAAUUUUUGUUAUGUUUUGUUACUUUUUAUAGAGGAGCGAAGAAGGGGCUGCAUUGAUUGCAUGGAAGGGCGUGGCGUGGUUGAAGAGAAGAGUAAGGCAUGGGAGUGGGUGAUUGGUACCUGCUGUGUGGAGGGUUGGGACGAAAUUGGAGGAGAGGAGCAGAGAGGCGGCGAGUGUGUAGGGUGGGGAGGGGAAGAGAGGAAGUUAUAUUCUGUUGUUUAUGCAUGCAAUAUACCCUUUUAGAAAGACGUUCGCG
Messenger RNA from Cadophora gregata, 2233 nucleotides. RefSeq lists its product as uncharacterized. The record is from RefSeq and is a predicted model, not a curated record. The transcript is spliced from 3 exons. Bases 375 to 1310 code for a protein of 311 amino acids. Gene Ontology annotation, biological process: proteolysis. NCBI's taxonomy places the organism in Eukaryota, Fungi, Ascomycota, Leotiomycetes, Helotiales, Ploettnerulaceae. Gene Ontology annotation, molecular function: serine-type endopeptidase activity.